GCCGACGAGUGCGCGCGAGUCUCGCCGUCGGGUUUGUCGGCACUCGAAGUCGUGGUAGACUUCCGUCGCGAGUCCGACGUCAGGAAAGUCAUUGACACCACUAUUGAAGCCUACGGACAGUUAGAUGUAUUGGUCAACUGCGCCGGGUAUAUGGUUAUGGCUAAUAUAAUGGACCCGGAUUAUAUUGAGAAGCAAAAGUCUAUGUUUGACGUGAAUCUCAAUGCAGUCAUACUGUUGACACAGUUAGCGGUCAAACAUUUGGCAAAAACUAAUGGCAAUAUGAUUAGCAUAUCGAGUGUUGGGGCCAUUAAAUCGGGUCUAGGUGUCUCGUCUUAUAGUAUGUCAAAGUGUGCCAUUAAUAUGUUCACUAAAUGUAUGGCAGUGGAGUUGGCACCCAAAAAGAUCCGGGUCAAUGCCGUAUGCCUUGGUGCAAUUCAUACGCCCAGUUUUGAGUCAUUAAGUAAUAUGACCAGGGACGAGCUCAAGGCAUUUAAGCAACGUUUGGCGGUUAAGUACCCGAUUGGUCGUAUCGGUGAACCAUCGGACGUGGCCAAUGCCGUAGCACACCUGGCCAGCAUGUCGGACGACGAGGCCAGUCGUAUGGCGUCCCUAACCCGGACACUCGAGUUCAGCAAAGAGGGCGCUGUCUAUGCGAUUAAAAUGAUCGAGAAAGACAGGUAUCUUGUCAAUAAGUUCCAGUUGGGAAUGGAGUGUGUUUUUCGCCAUUUCAACAACAAUACUACCAAGAGUAUUUAG
Oppiella nova is the source of this 756-nucleotide messenger RNA. The record is from the annotation of a GenBank genome assembly. Lineage: Eukaryota; Metazoa; Arthropoda; Arachnida; Sarcoptiformes; Oppiidae.